CUUGAAGCACACAGCAUGGGGCAGACGGAAUCGACGCUGGCUGCGCCGACGCGGGCAGCGACCAAGGCGGAACCGGCGGCUGACAUGGGCGCGCCCAUCGAGGACAUGUCCUUGUCGAGCGCGAUCUUGUUUGCGCGCAAGUUCACGCAGCGCCACCCGCUCUUUGCGUGGCGCCCGGACGAGCACGUCCUGCGCCGUAUCGGGUCGCGGGCGCUCAAGCACUCGUUCCUGGUCGACUUUACCGACCUCUCGGGCGCGGCCAACGCAUGUGUGCUUCUCUCGCUCGUGCCCACGCAGGCGAGUCUCUUGUGCCACCAGUCGGCUGGGCUCACAACGUACAAGCUCAAGUCGCUCCUCGUGGCGCUCAAGCACCCAUACCUGCUGCCGACACUCGACGUGCAUUACGCCAACGAGAAAGGGUCGUCCACCGAGGUCAUGCAGCGGCCGGGCAUUCUGGUCGCCCAGCCUUUUGUGUCGACGGGUAGCCUCAAGGACCUCGUGUUCCAGCGGGCCGACCCGCGCAGAGCGUACGAAGAAAAGUACGCCCCACGACACACGGGCGCCGGGCUUGCACGGCCGCAAGUCGCGCGCUACGGACGACAGAUUCUGCUUGGCCUCGACGCGCUGCGGCAAAAGGGCAUUAUCUGCGAGCAUCUGAAGCUUUCCAACAUCAUCCUCGACAACAACGUCGCCCGCAUUGCAGACAUCUACAACACGGUGCUCGGCCUCGAGCGCGACGCGACUUGGCGGGCGUGGACGGUGCCGCUCGAAGGCGACGUCGAUGUCGAUCUGCUCCUCUUCGGCCACUGCCUCUACGAGAUGGCGUGCGGCCAAGCGCUCGCAGCGACCGCGCCGACCGUAGACGAUUUACUCGAGCUCCCGAUCGAGAUUGCCGACGUGCUCCGCGUCAUCUUCCACGGCGAAGGCCCCGACGUGACGGUACACGCCUUGCUGAGCUUGCCUCUGUUCGCUUCGAGUAGUCUGAACGAUACGCCGUUGCCGCCGCUGCGCUUGGACAGCCAUAUGAAGGCCCUUCUCAAAGCUAGCAUGCGCAUCAACCAGGCACGGCGCCACGCCUACCGCGUCCAGUACGAAGACGCAAUGGCGCUCGAGGAGGCGCGCCGGUCAGCCGAAGCCAGCCACGACGAGAAGCGCAAGGGGCAUCAGUUGCGCUCACGGGCUCUGAGCAAGUCCAUGCGUCGAUCGCAGUACCGUGCGAGCAGCGCGUCCCUCAAAUACGCUCGCACGAGCUUGGACGACGACAACGACGAUGCUGUGGCGCCCUGACUACACUAUCGAGCACUAGUAUGUAUCCAGUCGUCGACUAAAAAUCCGACUGUGUCUCUGUG
This is a messenger RNA of Saprolegnia diclina VS20, 1349 nucleotides long. RefSeq names its product SLOB protein kinase. The record is from RefSeq and is a predicted model, not a curated record. The transcript has 3 exons. Bases 16 to 1287 code for a protein of 423 amino acids. Gene Ontology annotation, biological process: protein phosphorylation. Gene Ontology annotation, molecular function: protein kinase activity; ATP binding. NCBI's taxonomy places the organism in Eukaryota, Oomycota, Saprolegniomycetes, Saprolegniales, Saprolegniaceae.